AUGUCAAAUAACGAAGGAAAAAGGAAAAAUAUUUUAACACAGGAUAUGGCAACUUUAAAUAAUAAUAAUAAGGGCAAAUUUUUGACAAGAGUGGGAUUAUCUGCAACCAAAUUACUAGAUGAUGUUCUUCCUAUUAGUGGAAUUAAUGCGACAACCGAAUUGUCUAGUCUAAUGAAUAAUGUUGAUAAUAGUUCAAAGGCUAAUUCUUCUUCACUUUAUUCACGUACAUCAAAUGCUGCAUUAUUGAAUACAUAUGAAGGAAGUGGAAGUAUAAAACAAAAAAUUGAAUUAAGUUCUCAACAAGAAUUUCAAGGAUUAACAGGAAAAAAAUGA
Messenger RNA from Diversispora eburnea, 333 nucleotides. The record is from the annotation of a GenBank genome assembly. Lineage: Eukaryota; Fungi; Glomeromycota; Glomeromycetes; Diversisporales; Diversisporaceae.